CAAAAUAAUGAAACGCGACAAGCAUAAGUCGCAAGCGGACCGACAUGCGCUGUUGGCAGCUGCCGCUCUCCAGGACCACAUGGCCAGGAGGCUGCGUAUGCCGGGAGGCCCUGUCGCACAACCCUCCCUGCAGCCAGGAGCGCCCAUGACUCUGGCCCAGCACCUGGGUCUUAUCCCCAGGCCGCCGCCGCUUCUCACAGAAGACCAAUGGACGGAAGUACACCUGCGCAGCCGCCUCCGCCAGGACUCGUCGUACGAGUGCGUCAUAUGUCGGGAGGAGUUCCAAGCUGGCGCCCAGGUCCUCCUCUCCUGCAGCCACACCUUCCACCGGCACUGCCUGGCCUCCUUUGAGCGGUUCAGCGGCUCUAAGAGCUGUCCGCUGUGUCGGGCGCAGCAGUACCAGAAGAAGCUCAUCCGGGACGGGGAGGAGAUCUUCCGGGGGAAAUGCGCCACACGCAUCCAGGCGGCUUGGAGGGGCUUUGUCGCCCGCCGGGGGUACCUGGAGUACCGCCGUCACCACCCGCCGCGGGACGAGCAACUCAAGAAGAAGUGGGCGGCGAAAAGGCUGCAGGAGGAAAACGACCGGUUGUUGUCGGCCAUGGAUGACGAGGUGGGCGAUCUGGACGACCUCUUCGCGGAGCUAGAUGCAAGCGUGGCGCAGAGCAGGGCGGUGUGUGACGCGGCACUGCGCCCUCUGGCAGCUCGGCUGCAGCAAGGUCUGAUCAGGGAGGCGGUUUCGGAGGUGGAGGCGGAGUUGCCCCCUGCAGCAGUGGCGGCGGCGGCGGCGGCGGCGGGGGGCUCGGGGAGAAGCGCUACUGCGGCUUCCAGUAGAGUAGGCUUGGUAUCGGAGCAGGGGGGACGGGCAGCGGAGCGAUUUGGAUUGGCGGCGGCGGAGGAGGAAGAGGAGGAGGAGGAGGGUGACUGCGCCUCGUCUUCGUCUUCAUUGUCAUCGUCACCCAGCCGCAGCCGCCGCCGAGGGCUGCCACUGCUGGAGUCCGGACUGGUAGCUCCUGCCCUGGCGCAUACGGCACGUACGACACGAAGCGAGGCUACGGGUGCCGCUGGUAGCACUGCGGUGGAGGCGGAGGCGACGGGACGAGCAGAUACCAGCAACACCGCCACCGCCACCGCCACCGCCACCGCGGCGGCGGCCUCAACGGCGCUGAUGUACAGGUCCGCCGCACCGUCAGCAGCUGUGGCAGUGACGGAGGCGGCGGCGGCGGCGCGGGGGCGCCCGGCGACAGCGGCGGAGGUGGACUGGGAUGCGGUGGUGGCCCGGGCCCGGGCCCGCGGGCUCCUGGACUGCCCCAUCUGCCUGGGUGACAUCUCCCGGAGGGGCAACGAAGGUAUCGCCUGGUUGAGCUGCACCCACUGCUUCCAUUUGGACUGCAUCAUGGCAUUUGAGGCCUUCGAGCUAGCAAGCGGCGGUGCACUCAGCUGCCCGGUCUGUCGCAGCGGAUACCGCCGCCGCUGCUUCGCCGCCACCUGAGUCAACCCUCCACAGCCAAAGAGACUUACGAAAAGUCCCAAGUAGCCCCCCCAACCUCACCCGACACAAACAAACAUACAUACAUACAUAUACCGAUACAUGCACACAUGCGUAUACACGUGCACGCGCGACACGCGAUCUUGUUAUCCCUUCACACCGGAAAACCCCCAUGUGCCGCAGGCCGUACGUGGUGUACGGCUGAGAUCAGUGUCGUGCAGUCGGGGCAGUCAGCAGCUUUGCCACCGUGCCGCUAUUACAGAUGUUCUUGAGCUCAUUGAAUGACUUGACGACUAGUGAAUUACAAGCUUGAAGCAUGCACGUAUGUAUGACUAUUUCAUGG
Molecule: messenger RNA, 1829 nt
Organism: Volvox carteri f. nagariensis
Lineage: Eukaryota; Viridiplantae; Chlorophyta; Chlorophyceae; Chlamydomonadales; Volvocaceae
Gene: mot39
Exons: 11
Coding region: 8-1489 (493 amino acids)
Molecular function (GO): protein binding
Source: RefSeq, a predicted model, not a curated record